GCGACAUCCAUCGCUGGCGGCGGUUAAAGCCGCGCCGAGACAUCCACGCAUCGCAUCCAAAGUCGCUAGAUGGCAGGCUCAACCUACAAUUCAGAUACAGAUACAGACUCAGGUUCAGAUUCAGAUUCGAAUUCGCAAUCAGUUUUGGCUUCUGAUACGUAUUGCGACGACCUCUGCGAUUUUGGCGACGGCGACGGCGGUGGUGCUUACGAUUGCUGUGCAAUGGCCAAAUCGAUGAUAACAGAACCACAAAAUCAACCGAUAACCACAAAAUCGACGACAGCGAGCAUAACUGUAAUACACACACGCAGAAGCACCACAACAAUCGCAUUUGUUCUGCUUUUAAUCCUCUGCUGUUUAUGUGAUUACAACUAUGGAAGCUGGGCAUCGCAAUGCUGGAAGAAGCACAAUUCCGGUUCGAUUUCAACGCCAGAUGGAGAAUUUAAGCGACCCUUCGGCAUACUCUGCACAUAUCGCUGCUUUCUCUGGUUUCCGCCAAUCUACCCGUACUGCGAAUUCAUAUUCGAUCUGCGCUUAUCGAGGCACUUCACAUCCUUUCCGGACUGCUACGACAUCCGGUGCAACGAGACCUUCUCCUUUUUCGGCAAGGAGCCCAACUUCAGCUGAACAUUCACCUGAAAUCGAGGGAAAAGCUUUUCCCCUUCACCUCCCCUGAACUCCAAUGGUUUUUUUUUGAGUACUAUCUGUGACUAAGAAUUGUAUGCUUCAAUAAAUAUGGGUUACUGCACAAAACAA
Messenger RNA from Drosophila ficusphila, 756 nucleotides. RefSeq lists its product as uncharacterized. The record is from RefSeq and is a predicted model, not a curated record. The transcript is spliced from 3 exons. Lineage: Eukaryota; Metazoa; Arthropoda; Insecta; Diptera; Drosophilidae. Bases 70 to 627 code for a protein of 185 amino acids.